CGAAUUCAACGAGCUGGUCAACAUGACCCCCAACGAGCUCCGCGACUGGCUCCAAGAGGAACAGUCCCAAUCCUCUGGCUGGAGCAAGGAUAGCGAGUCAGGCGAGACGAUCGGGCAUGAGAGUGGUCGCAAAAUCGUGGACAUCCUCGAAAGCAACCCAUCCAAGGAUGCGUCCAAGUACUCGGAUGAGGACAUCGAUCAUAUGCGCAGGGUGGUGUCAUACUGCAAGCGGCAUCUGGCCCAGGAGGAGACCGCAAAGCAGAACACCGAUAGUAAGAGCUAUCGGUCUUUGAAGAACUGGGGCCAUGAUCCGCUGAAGGAGUGAGGGCUGUUACUUGUUCUGGAAGGGGGUUCGGUUUCCUGUUUGGAUGUGUAUAAAUAGGUUAGGGGUAGAAUUAUUGUAUGGAUAUAGUGUGAACUUUGCAAGUCUGGUCGCGUUGAGCUGGAG
This is a messenger RNA of Aspergillus uvarum CBS 121591, 448 nucleotides long. RefSeq names its product DUF3140 domain-containing protein. The transcript has 2 exons. The record is from RefSeq and is a predicted model, not a curated record. Bases 23 to 325 code for a protein of 100 amino acids. Lineage: Eukaryota; Fungi; Ascomycota; Eurotiomycetes; Eurotiales; Aspergillaceae.